GAAUUGUGCUGGUGCGAGGUAGAGGAGCUAGCGAGCGUCGUGGGUAGGACUAGCUGGUAAUGGCAACUCUGCUUCUCCAUAUUACAGUUAUCCAUCCGUCCAUUCGUAUUAUCCUCAUAUGAUUGAUUAUUAUACUUGCUCCUGCGACAAUCCUAUCUGAUACCUCUUUUCUUCUCUCUUUCUUUUCUUUUGCAAGGCCCUCCCGAAUCGCAGCCUGCUUGCCCAUUCCACGCGGUGGGGGAGGAUUUCACACAUUCAAUUCGCAUUCAAUUCAGAUUCCAUUCACUCCUACCGCUCUUCACACACUCUUUUUAUGACUGAUACUACCGGGACGACUCUCCCUACCACACACUCACACACUCUCACACUCACACGCUUCCUCUCUCCCCUACAUCGCUACAGUACGGACGAGUCGACUGGACGUUCCAUAUAAACCACAUCUUUUCAACACAUCCACAUUGACUUCAGACCGUAUUCUCCAAAUUCAAUCCCUCCCUUUUUUCUGUAUCAUUUGAGAAAAAGCAAAGAGAAUUGCCCUACAUUUCACAUUGCAAUUUCACGCCUUCGAUUUAUUCCCAAAAUUACUUUGCAAUUCAUUUCUUCCAAACCUCGAAAAAGAAAGAACUUCUCUUUCUGAAAUUUCUAGUGUUUAUUAUUUACCCUCUACGAUAUUGGUGUUUUGGUGCACUUCACCCCCCAACCCAUUCCUUCUACAAGAUCCUCUCCACACCACCACCACCACCUCCACCACCACACUCACUCACCACUACCUACCACACCAUCUCUACUUUCAACCACAUCCAUUACCCCCAAAGACAAUAGUAAAACUUCCGCGUGGCAUGGAAUACUUACGACACUCAUGAGGUUCUUGACGAUUACGAUAUUUCCUCCAUUACUUCUUUCUCCGUCUUGGUAGUGGUGUAAGCAAUACAAGUGAAAGAUGAAGACCAUUCCCAGUCUUGUUGCUUCAAGUACCGUCGGUGUCGCAGCUGCUGGCCUGGCAUUGGGAAGUCCAGACCAGUCGACUCCUCCCUCCCGCACACUUUCGAAAAGAAGGAAACCUGAACAUAUCAUCACAGAUGUCGAGAAUUCUUCUAGUCUAGGUACACCGUCUAUCGUCUCACGCCCCCCUACGAGUUCUACCAUGGCUACUCCAGAAAGUCGCAAUCCCUCUGAUGCAACCAGUUCUUCAUCUGCCCCGGGCUCCCAAACUCUCACUACAUUCCUUCGACGUUCUUCGAACGCAAAACUCGAUUCUCCCACUGCAUCGCAAAACGGCGCGGCGCGAAGAUGGUCACUACUUCGAUCGGGUGAAGGACAAAAUGAUGUUUCGGGGGAGGAAGUGGUUAGGGAUUCUUCGUCGUCUCGCAGUUCCUGGAUUCGGAAAUUGUCUCUGCCAAUAUCGGGAAAUAGCAGUCCUAGAUCAAGUAUAGCACCAGAAUCGCCUUCUCUCGCGCUCUCCCAUGACUCUGCGACACCCAUAUUGUCAACCCCUCGCGAUAGUCCCACACAAUUACCUCCGAACAAACUGGUCAAGAGGCACACAUCGCAGAGAUAUCGUAGGGAACCAGACUCGAGUGGAUCAAGAGCGCAGGUACCGACCUUACGGAGACCAGCUACCAGUCAUCAACGUUCGGUUACGCUGCAGCAACGAUUCAUCGAUGAUUCUCCAGGUACAGAAACGCAAGCGCGUCCCACUGCCCCAAGGCGGUCAACAGUAUCCACACAUGCUGCACCCGUAAAGAAAUCUAGUGAAUCACCUCGCAGCUCAUGGCGUAUGUAUUUCAACUCCCGACCAACCAAAUUUUUCAAAGAAAGAUCCGCCGGCAGAUCAGGGGAUGGAAGUGUGCAUAAUUUUUUCUGGACCUCAAAGCGGGUGAUGCCAGAUCAUACCGUUAGACCGACUUUGGUCAAACCACAUUUAAUCACUGUUUCGACUGAAGAAAUGGAAGGAUAUUACGACGAGGGAGGGCUUCUCUGUGACGGACCAAUUGACCAAGAUACAAUGGAAGACAUCCCCAGCUCGCCUCUGGAUGAAGACGAUUCGGAAGAUGAGAAGCCUCUAAGGCGGUCACUGUCUAUGCACUUCGAUUCACCGACCACAUGGAUACCUCGGACAGGAAGCUUAAGGAAUAAAAAACGGAAUUCAGAAUCUACGCUGCGUGCUAGGCGUCAUGUAUCUGCGCCUCUACCAUUGGAUACAAGAAGGAUAUCGAUUUCUGCAAGUGGACCUUCCCCACAUCACUCUCGACCAUUCAUGGAUCAAUUGGUAUUCCAGAGAGAGCCUCGCUCUCCUACCGAAGACUUCUCCCCGGUGUCACCAACGGAUCCCUUUACCCAUCUCAAUUACGUUCCUCGAAGGAAUACAUCAUCUCCAUUGCCACCUCUCAACCGACUAUCAACAUUCAACCUCGAUUUAGCUCGUUUGGGCUUGUCAUCGCCCUCCUCGUCGGCCCCCCUUCGAAGUCCCAGUUCACCUCUACCAAUGUCUAGUACUGCUGCGACUUCUUUUUCUUCUACAAUUCCUGGGUCAACAAAUGGUUCAUUGUCAUAUAAUGCUACAUUGAGUUCGAAACAUGGCAUGUCAGAAGUGGGAGACAGAGCUUCGACGUUAAUUGGUUCAGAUAAUGAGAUGAGAGGAUUUGCAUCUGGCGAAGAUGAAGAUUUGGAUUUCCAAAGUGAAACCGUGUACGAUUCACUGAGGUCGGGGGCCACGAGCAGUUUGCGAUCACAGAAUACGCCCCUUGACUCGAUGUUUGACGAGUCCCCUCCAAAUAUCGCAAACGCCAACGUACAUGCAAAGGCCAAGAGGCUUUCAAUUCACGAUCUGAUGGCGAAUGGCGCCUUUGGUGAAAUUGAACAUCGUAUUGUUGAGGAGGAUGAAGGUCAAUCAACACCAGUAAAGCUUCUCAGUACUUCUUCUGAAGUCGCCAAAUCGACUUAUGCUGUAGAUGCAGAGGAAAUCAUCCCUUCAUCGCCACCAAGCUUUUGUAUCGCUUCAAAAGAUUUUGCCACACUGAACUUGGACAACGAUGAAGAAGAUGAAGACUGGACUCGAGAUGAAGAGAACGAAAAUAUGGAAGCGGGAAAUCCACUGUCACCGCCAAAUAGCUUGAAUAGCCGUCGGGUCAGUCCAAUAAACAGAGGAACCCCUGCGGGUGUUACCCUUAGCGGUUCCACAAACGGUAAUCAUUAUGCUGAACGACCCAAGAGCAAUUUAUUUGAUUGGUCUGAACCAUCUACAUCGGAGAAAGAUCUACUUGGAAGUUCCGCUCGACCUAGGACAGCACAUGUCAAACAACUUGCCCUGAAUGGACGAGGUGGGCGAACUGUCGGACGAAAAGGUCCCACCCCAUUGCACAUCCGAAGUCAAAGUGUUCCCCUAGUUCCCGAUCUCAAUCACCAACGUGAGCACACAAAGCUGACACCAAAAUUUGGGACUUGGGGUUUGGGCGCGAAAGGCGUCAGUGAGGACUGGGAUAACGAUUUUGACUUCGAGACUAAUGAUGAAGCUGGUCUUGAGAAUGGUAAUCUCAAGAUUGAGACCGGUGUAAUGCUUGUCCCUCUCGCAAUUCAAGCCAGCCAAGCAAACGUUGUUGGCCACGUUGGACAGAUUCGAGAAGUGUGCUUGCUAGUCGAAGAUCUCAAGAGGUUGCGUCUUUUGGCCCGGGAAAAGAACUUGAUACAUGGGCCUUCGGCACAAUUGUGGAAGGAAGCUGAAGGCAUUAUUGCUUUGGCUGUGCCGGAUGAAGAAGAUCCUACUCUAUCGCCCCCCCAGUCUCCUGCAUCUAUUUCUUUCGACCAAGACUUUGGUGACAAGUUCAUCGACCGUGGCCCUGAUGCUGAAGAUGUCGCUACUCCAGAUGUGCCGAUGGAAGUCUUGGAUCGUUUUGGGAAACCCUCCGGCUAUGUUUAUGAUGGUAACACUGUUCGACGACGUUCAGUAUUCUCGCCUGAAGAUGAUAUCUUUGGAGCUGGAGCUGUCAUUCAUAACCCUCCCACCAGAGAUAGUCUACGUCCUCCAUCAGUUCCUGUCCGUUCUUCGAGUGCGAGAACCGCGGCUGAAGUUGCUCGUACAGUCAUGGAGACCAUGCAUCAGCACCGUUCCACUUCAGAUCCUUGGUUAUCAGAGGUGGUUGAGCAAUCUCCAAACAAAAUGCCGUUCGACACGACCAGUCUACGCGACUUAGUCCACCGUGCUUCUGUUUUGAGUCGAAAAUUGGCCGACAUCAUCCGUGAAACUGAUGGUACUAUUCAAAGCCCAGUUUGUACGCCUCAUCGCGAGUCAAGCCCGGCAUUCACUCGCGUUUUCACUGACCCAAUGUCAUCACCUGCUUCAAAACGCCUUCCCCGAAGUCAUAGCAACAACUCUAUGCUCAGUGGCUCAAUGAAUUCCUCGCCAACAAGAAGCUUGGGCCAAAGAAUGCACAUGAUGACUGUUGUAUAACAAACUACCAUUCUCAUCACACAACAGGGGCGUUUCACAUUGAGAAUUUAUUCUCGCCGACACGAAUUCUUGUACAUACGCGGGUCGAUUAAUAAUGGCCGUAAUUUCAUUUCUGCAUAGCGACGGGUUCCAGCUGCCAUAAAACGUUCCGUUAUUGCCUUUUUUCCUUGUUACUCACAUGCAUCUCCUGGAUCUUUUUGCCAACCAGGGAAUGCUUCUUCUAAUGGCACAAGCCUUUCAUACGAUUGCAUUCAUCACUUAAUCAGCAUAUGUCAUUUUAGCACGAAUGCAUUGAAGAGAUCAAUUCCGACGACGGACCGAAAAUCAUAAUGUUUUUCUUUUACUUUUACUUUUUCCUGGAUUUCCGAAUGUAUCGACGGGUUCUUUCAAACGACGUACACGACAAGUACAAAAUUCACAUGGGCCUCGGGAGAUGGGAACAAAUUCUCAUUCCUUCUCGGGCCUUUUCUUGAUACUCUUACCAUUUCACAUCAACCUCUAAUUUCAGGCGGUAGACAUCAAACCGACACCAAAUAGUGCACGUUUGACGGCGUUAAGGAUACAGAUAAGAGAUUCUGUGACCCUGUAUGAACAUAUUAUAUCAGUGUACGAAAUAAUUUGGGAGAUCAGACGAGAUGAUAAGAGUUGGGUGGCUCUUUCUGAAGCGGGCUUUGUUUGAGUCAAUUCUUUUUUCUUGCUUCUUUACUUUAUCUUUUUUGUUGCGAGGGAUUUGUAUGGAUGAUUGCAAAGCAUCAAUGGUUACGGUUCUUAUUUGAUUGAGAAAGGCGUCAAAAGCGGGGGAGCUGGGGUUUUUUGUUAAAUUUUCUACUGUGAGAUUGGAAAGGAAUUGGAGAGGGUAUGGAUGGGCGUUGAAGAUUGAAUCGGGAUCAGAGAGUGGGUACUGGAUAGCAAAGUAGGCAUUAAGAUGAUGGCCAAGAUGGAUUGGACAUAGGUAUUUGGUAAAUUCCAUGAUGUGUAUAUCUUCCAUGCAUGUUAAGAGUACACGGAGAAAGUAAAGAGACCCCAUGGGAUACACCAAAGGGGAGAGCAACAAAACACGGAGCUGAGAGUACAAAAGGAAUAAGAUAGGAUGAAAACAAAAAUCAAUAUACCAAAGCUUUACAACAGCUUUUCAAAGCUAUUUACAUAUUCAAUUUUACUUGUUGAUUUA
Molecule: messenger RNA, 5618 nt
Organism: Botrytis cinerea B05.10
Lineage: Eukaryota; Fungi; Ascomycota; Leotiomycetes; Helotiales; Sclerotiniaceae
Exons: 2
Coding region: 941-4447 (1168 amino acids)
Biological process (GO): regulation of mitotic cytokinesis
Molecular function (GO): GTPase activator activity
Source: RefSeq, a predicted model, not a curated record